AUGGGUGGCUUAAUACCCCUCCUCCUUAAACCUGUUGCUGUCGGUUCCCGGGGCAGCGUAGUCUUUCCCACGAGCAAAGCACCAGCGUCGAGUGCCUCUUACACUACGCCACAGCCUGCGGUAACAUCACCGACCAUGGCUAGUUCCGUCGGACCUCCUAAGGCGCGAGUGCACAAACGGUCUGCAUCGCAGCCGGCGCCGCUACCCGUCUUGCCUUACACGUCUGCCGAGUGGAGCAAGGCUGUCUCCGAGGUCAAGCGGCAGUAUCUCAACCGCAAGUAUCGACCAUGCUCGUUGCGCUGCUGCGAGAUCCUAGACAAUAUCAAGGAAUCUGCAAACGUUGAGCCGGCCUACCUCAUCUACCUUCACUUUUAUGCCGCCAGCUCCUUUGAUAUGCUCUCCCGGCCUUUGCAAUGCGCAUCGCCGUAUCGGACACGGCUUCUCCAACAAGCUCGAGAACACUAUACGCGAGCCUCUGAUUUGAGCAAGGCCGCGGAUGAGACCAUGGCCCGCUCAUCGCGACCAUCCUCAGCGGCGACCUCGAGCAUGCAUUCUCCGUCGAGCUCUACAUCCUCCCGCGCAUCUUCGCGGACCUGGACCAACUCGACCGCUUUCUCAUCACCCACGCCGUCUGUGUGUUCCGUCGAGGACGCCAUAACUAAGCUCUCCACCAACCAAACACCGCCAAAGAAACGCGUCACCUUUUGUGACGUCCCUGAAGAACCGUUUAUUCGCCCCGACUCUCCGACUCUCGGCUUUGACGACUUCCUCUGCGCCCCACAACAGCCCGAACCCCCGCGCUACCUCCCGGUCCUCCAAGAGGAGCCGGAGCCCGCCGAUGAGCCCGAGGACGUUGCGAAACCACCGACGCCCGAACCCUUGAACGAGGAAUAUGACGCCUUCGACUUCCUCCAAGAGCGGUCUAUCCACCGAUACUGCAGCUUGCUCUCCAGCUUGCGCUCGCAGAUUGCCGUCCACAUCACCAAUGUGGAGGAGCAACUUGCGGCACCCCUGCAAAGCGAUUCGGGGCGCAACUCGCUCCCCGCCAGGGCUGCAACCCCGGAGCUCAGCGAUGACCUGCGCAAUCUCGAUAUCAGGACUCGCAUUGAACGCCUGCGCCAGAACAACUGGCAACGACGUCGCUUUGAUAUCGGCCGCUAUGAGGCGCUUCGCGAGAGCGUUCUUGCCGAGCUGGAAUGA
This is a messenger RNA of Colletotrichum orchidophilum, 1200 nucleotides long. RefSeq lists its product as uncharacterized. Bases 1 to 1200 code for a protein of 399 amino acids. The record is from RefSeq and is a predicted model, not a curated record. The transcript has 2 exons. Lineage: Eukaryota; Fungi; Ascomycota; Sordariomycetes; Glomerellales; Glomerellaceae.